UAUGUGUCAACUGUACGAAAAUGGUGAAUGGCUACUACUUUGUGUCUGCUAGGAAAAUCAGUUGGUUCAAGAGAUCCCAUAGCCAAGCAGUAUCAAAGAAAUCGGCACUAUAGUUGUACCCUGCCUUUUCGGUAGCGAAUUUGUAAACUUACUAGUUAACCAUUUUGACAAGGUGUUUUGAAGCACUAUAGACUAUUGAAUGUGAAAUAUGUACCCAGGAUUAUUAACUUUAAUGUAAAAAUUCUACAAUAUGAAUAUUAUUGAAGACACUACACAAUUAGUGAAUGAUUAGCACAAAGUAUUUAUCAUGUUAGACACUUAACAAUAAUGAUAAUUACUUCACGCAGGAGGAGUUUCCAUUUUAAAUUUCCUGAUGUGACCACUAAUUUUCUCUACAGUCUAGAGGAAUUAUAAAAGCAGUCAAAUUUUUAAAAAAUAAAUAAAUAGAUUAAAAUCACGAACGGAACUGAGGAAAGUGAAUGUAUGGGAGAUAAUUUGAAAUGUUAGUACAUCUGUACAGUUAACGCUCGGAGGCUCAGAUUCUUUGAUUGCAGGAAUGUCUAAAUGGAUUGUAAUUUUGAAAAACCAACAUGGAAAUUUGUAUUUAAUCGUUGCUGUAAAGCAACAGUCGACUAAAACGGUCUCAGGGAAGGAGUCUUCAUAUAAUUUUACAAACAGGUUCCUUUUCAUGAGAAAGUGUUAACCCCUCGUGUUUUUUGUGUCUAAUUGCUUAAGGAAGAAAAGAUUAGUCAACUUUUAUGGCAGUGGCAAUGCAUUCUUGCUUGACCAGUCCGUAAGUUUAAGACAUUUUUUCUGAAAAACUGGCGUGGUUGAAGACUGUAAUAAUAAGCGUUAAUUUUAAUCAUCUUGCUAGCAAAAGAAUAUGUGUAUACAGUCAUACCCUCGGCGCAUGCUUUUAAAAAAAAAAAUAACUACUUAUCAAUAAACGUGAGAAAGCAUAAUAAAUAAUCACGAUGACAUGUAAUUUACUACAGAAAUCAUGUACUAAUGUGGGUAUGAACAAUUAUAAAACUGCUAUUCGUAUCUUUUUUUUUUUCAAAAGGCAGGUUUUAAAGUUUUGUUUUGAGCGAAUUUAAACAAGUUCACUUCACGCAUUAAUCUGGUAAGUUAACACAGUUAAGUACACUUUUCUGUCCUUGCCAUGUUCAAUUCGCCGCAUAGUUUAGAAUUUUUUAGACCAGCCCACGAAAAACCUUUGCCCACCCCGGGUUUGCACAGUACAGGUAGGGCGAACCAUGUGUUCCCCAUCCACACCCACAUACCAUUACCACCACCACCACCAGAUACGGUUGACUAAAUUCAUAAGGCGAAUGCUACUAUUUAUCAAAACUCAAAUCCUUCAACUGACUUUACAUUUUUAUGAUCAUCAUUCCUUGCCAUGUGUAUGCAGCAGUAAAACAGGGAGUGGAAAAGAAAAAGAAUUCUCAUUAAAACGUCUUAUACUUUGUUCCGUGUACUCUUUGUGCGUGUAAGCUAUCAAAGGAUUUCGCAAUAUGUACACAAAGUAGCUCUACCCAAGCCCUUUAUUGCCCCAUGUUAUCGCUUCAAAACUUGUUGACUCACUUCACACAGGCCUGGACUCGUUUUACCUGACAAGCAUCGGGUAUUCCCAUGACUAAACUCUUGAUAGUUAAAUAUUUGUCUUUGCCUGGCUCAAGCUUAUUUUGUUAUCAGCCUUACUAGUUUUCAUAUAUAAAGUAUAUCAAAAGUACUUUUGAGUUUACCACAUCAAUUAGGCUAUGUGUAUUUUUGUCUGUUCGUUUUGCGUUUAUAAACUUUAAACGGAAUGAACCUUGCAUACAAAAUUUCUCAGCCCAGAAACAACUGGGGCUGUCGGUAGAAUGUCUCUCUAAACGGCUUGUUUUCAAUGAUGGUGGUAAGAAAAGCAUCAAAAUGCAUACAUUAAAGCAACACCUGAUCUAUGGCAUGUUUAAAUUAUAUAUGCAGUCAAUUAUUCCUUUGCCUACAGUUUGCUUCUGUCGUUACAAUGAAAUCGGAAAUUACAAGGUGUAUCACUCCUUACACUCCUUAAUUUUCGAAAACAGGGUGUAGUUUUCUUUUUACUUCUCACUAACGUCCUUGUUGUUGAAGUCCGGGAAUGCAAAAAAAAAAAAAAAAAGGAAAAAAAAACAACACAGAUGACAGGUAAGUCAUAACCUUUGGCUUCCUGUCUGACACUCCUUUACUGCUUCGGACGAGCCCGUUCCUUCUGUCAACACCUCUUGGGACACUGAUACUAGUGUUCUUUUAUGGAAUUGAGGAAACUUCACUCAAAUCGUGGUACAUCUAAAGUUGACAAUAAAAUAAAAAGUUUCAAGAGCUUGCGUGAGAAAUCUUUCUCUGGAUUCGCCGGGUCUUCACGAUAGUAAGUACAUUCAAUAAUAUACAACCACGUAUAUGUUCAAUCAUUGUUAUUUUCUUUUGUUACUAUUAGCAUAACUCUCACGACUUUCUUAAAAACGGUUGAACUCAAAACGAGUGUAAAAUUCCCAAAUCCCUAACAUUGGAGGAUCAAGGAAAACAAGGACACAAAUGCCCUCUGUGGUUCGUUUGAAAACGAUAAAUAUAUAAAAAUACUACUAGACAUGUAAACCGAUUACUCAGUCAAACGUCCUGAAGUGUUUCCGGCAACUUUAACUGUGUUUUUUACCAUUAAGCUUGACUCUUUUCGAUUUCCUUUUAUUUGAUUAAAAAAAUACAAGUGCUACCAUUUCCAUUUAUUUUUAAUUUUUCGACAGUCACGUCGAAUAAUUGUCUUUAUUUAUUUUUUUUUUUUUAACCAUAGACGCGUUCAUCUAGAAUUGAAAUGAUGACUUGUCCUGUUCCUGGUUAGCUCCGGAGCAACUUGUCCGUACCCAAUGAGAUGUUUGUUUAUCCAGGAAGCAGGUUAGCUUGUUCUUACACUCCCCGCUUGACUUCUAAGCGGAAGGGCGCACCAGUGACCGGAGACACUUCCUCUGUCCAUAGAGUAACAAAUUGUUACCUGUUAUGAUCUAUGAAAGUGGGAAACGAUUUAUUUCUCAUUAUAAAUGCAUAAAUACAAUGACUUUUUUGGUGUUGGUUGGAGGGGGGGGGGGACUUGCAAUUUAAUUUCGGAAAACAAACGAGUUUUUCAUACAGCUAGUUACUUAUUUGGUCACUUCAGCCUCUGAGGUUACAGGUAUUACCGUAACUACCUGUCGGCACUCACAUCUAUGUGUGCGCUUUAUACUUUUUUGUCACAAUUUGUAAGUCAUAAAGAUGACCUCGGGGCUGAAGCGCUGGGCCCCUUCGAGAGCGGGGCUUAGGUCGGCCGCCCCACUUGCCACCCCCAAAGGCCUCCGCUGAGUACACGCCCACCCAUCUCAUUCGGGGAAGUCCCAUUAUAAGCAUAUACUGACACAUAAUGACGAGAGCAACUAUAAAACAUGCAGUUGAGUUGCAAGAUUGUUCACGCGCAGCACUGCCUAAAGAGGAGACAGGUGUCUGAGACCAAGCAAACAUCUCCAAGACAUCACAUAGCUAAUGAGACAGAGAAGACCUCCGUGUACCUCCGACAUCUCACUUCGACUUUCAACUGUAGCCAUUCUUCAUGGUCGUGUUCACUAGUGUUGGUAGCCCGAAGAGGCACAUAGAUGACGAUGAGAGCGACAGUGAUGAUGCUGCCAUGGAAACAGAUGGGCCGCCGUCAAGGAAAGAAAUCCGACUAGAACAAGACCUCCGACAUGUAAGUUUGUGCCAGAAGUCGUGCGGACAGCUCAUUCCAGUUUCUGAUGACCAAGAGAUGGAACCAAUGGAAAUAGAGGACUUGUUAUUCAGAAGUCAAGAGGGAAGACCGCCAGGCGAGAAUUCGGCCAACAAUGAGAACCCAUUGGUUGGUGUAUACCCUCGAUACCAUGGAUCCUUUCGUGAUGAUGAGAGCGAUGAGGACCCAGAAGGCGAUGAGGUUAUGCCUACCCAGAAGGUCGAUUCCCAGGCAAAGUUCCAGGUGUCCGAUCUCACGAAGCUGAAGCGGCAACUGAUUCUGGGAGCCCCCAGCUGCUGCAUCAGAUUCAGGUCAAGUCGGAAUGACCCCAUGACCUCAGGAUUUGACUGGUCCCUGGUGGACAGAGUUAUUAAAGACGGCAAAGGAAUGGAGGUGGUGGAAGUCCUGAAGGAUGUUAGUCUCAAGGGCCGGACCAGCAGUCAGGAUGGUGUGAUCAUCACACUGGCGCUGUGUAUCCGCAGUCAGGACAUCAAGACAAAGACAGCGGCUUUUGCUGCCAUGCAGGACAUUUGCACCACCCCUACCCUGUUGUUUCAACUCAUCAACUAUAUCGAGAUCAUUUCCAAGAAAACAAAAAGCACGGGUUGGGGGCGGGGCUUGAGGCGUGCCGUGUGCCAAUGGUACAACAGCCACGCCCACAACCCGGUGCACUUGGCCAUGCACGUGACCAAGUACGGAAGUCGGUGCCACUGGAGUCACCGCGACCUGUUCCGCCUGUCGCACAUCAAACCAGUCAACGACGCCAUCGGCUUCAUCGUCCGUUACCUCGUCAAGGGCUUCCAGGAGGCACAGAAGCUUUGUCCGGACACACGAUAUCGCGGUCAAGAGCAGCUACAGGAGGUGCAAAGGUACCUGAAAGCUGUAGACGAGGCCAAAAUGUGUGAGGAUGUACAGAGAACAAUAGAACUCAUCCGAGAACACCGCCUGGUACGUGAACACCUGCGCACCGAGAUGUUGAACAGUGCUGAGGUGUGGCGGGUCAUGCUUCCCGACAUGCCCCUCACGGCGAUGCUGCGUAACCUGGCCAAGAUGACCACCUUGGGACUGUUCAAUGACCCGGCAAACAUAAGCCUCGUGAGGGCAAAACUGACGAACGUGGAGGCCCUGAAAAAGGCGAGGGUUCAUCCACUGAAGAUCCUCACAGCUCUCCGUACAUACCUCAGAGGAAAAGGAGAGCGGGGAAAACUCGUCUGGGAGCCAAAUGAUGAGGUUGCAGAGGUCCUUAAUAUGGCGUUUUAUCAAAGUUUUACCGCUGUGGAGCCGACAGGAAAGAAGUUUUUGAUUGCUGUUGACAUAUCCAGUUCCAUGGCAGCUGCAUUUCACAACUCCAGCAUGAGUUGCCGGGAAGCUGCAACUUGCAUUGCCAUGGUAACAGCGAGGACGGAAACAAACUGUGACGUGGUUGGGUUCCACACUGAUCUGAUAGAGCUUCCCCAGUUCAAAGAAGAAAGCAAGACGCUUCAGCAGUUGGUGACAGCGACCCAGCACCUUGGCUUCGGAGCCACCGACUGCUCCCGACCCAUGACCUACGCCUGCGAAAAGAACAAAGACUUUGAUGUGUUCAUGGUGUUGACGGACAACGAGACCAACUCCCACCGUCUGCCGCCAUGGCAGGCGCUGCAGGAGUACCGCGAGGCCAUGAACAAGCCCUCGGCAAAACUCAUUGUGGUUGCCAUGACAGCACAUGACUUCAGCAUCGCGCGACCCGAUGAUGUCCAUAUGUUGGACGUGGUCGGAUUUGAUCCUGAACUACCUGAGGUCAUCAGGGAGUUUGUGAUGGGGCACCUAGAAUGAAAGUGCCUCAUCCAUCCUGCUGUUUCUCUGAAAAAACUACAAGAUGAAUUCAUGCAAACAUCUGAGUCACAUGUGUAUAUCAUACAUGUUGAUAUAAACAUGUACUGUGUGUUUUGCUUUCUACUGAUCACUGGACAUGGUGAGUGAGGGAAAUUGCUCAGUUCGUGCAGAAGAAACCAAAUGUGCCUCUCGGUUCUUUGUACACAGUGUUUACACAUGCUUGAGCUCUAUUUUGUAAACAAAAACAAAGUGUACUUGGUAGGCCUGCACCCAGCUCUGGUAGAAUACAUUUCUCUCUCCAAGAUAAACGUAUACCGAUCCCCCUCUACUGUACUUUUCCAAUGUUGUGAACAGUGUCACACAGGUUGUGCAAGUCUCCUGCUAAAGAUACUCCUUGGCUUGUCACGUGACUAUCCCUUUCACUGUGCACUGGACAAGCGUGACGUACUUUACGGCGAGGAGAAAUCAACGGAAAUGAUUCUGGAAGUGAUAUUCGAGAACAUCUUUGCGAUUUUAUUGUUGACAAGCAUA
This is a messenger RNA of Pomacea canaliculata, 6091 nucleotides long. RefSeq names its product 60 kDa SS-A/Ro ribonucleoprotein-like. Bases 3593 to 5560 code for a protein of 655 amino acids. NCBI's taxonomy places the organism in Eukaryota, Metazoa, Mollusca, Gastropoda, Architaenioglossa, Ampullariidae. Gene Ontology annotation, molecular function: RNA binding. The record is from RefSeq and is a predicted model, not a curated record. Gene Ontology annotation, cellular component: ribonucleoprotein complex. The transcript is spliced from 10 exons.